This is a messenger RNA of Anoplophora glabripennis (Asian longhorned beetle), 4172 nucleotides long. RefSeq lists its product as uncharacterized. NCBI's taxonomy places the organism in Eukaryota, Metazoa, Arthropoda, Insecta, Coleoptera, Cerambycidae. The coding region runs from base 431 to 3520 and encodes 1029 amino acids. The record is from RefSeq and is a predicted model, not a curated record. Gene Ontology annotation, molecular function: protein binding. The transcript has 16 exons.
UUUAAAUUUAGAAAUGAAUGCCAGCAUGUUUGUAUAUCAAUAAUAAUUAUUAAGUGAACGGCGGGCUUUAAAUAAUUAAUUGUAACAUAUACAUGUGUGUUUUGUAAGUUGUCUAUAUUCUUGAACUAUAAUUAAAUCUGUUCUCAUAAAUGCAAAUGAUGAUUUAGAAUUUAGAACAAAUGAUGAAUGCAAUAAACACUUCAAGGACUUCUCUAUUUAUAAUAAUUGCUAGCAAAUGUUCUGUAACUUCCUAAACAAAUGAUUAAUGAAUCGUUUCAAUUUAAAAAUAUAAAGAAGUCAGAUGUAAACAAUCUUCAGAUAAGGAUUUGGUAUCGUAAAUCACGUGUUUCUGUUUACCUUUUGUAAUAAACUGCAUAAUAUUGCCCUCAGUCAGCUAUUUUUAUUUCAUGUGCUUUAGAGGAAGAGGAAAAUGAUAUUUUUAAUUUUACUGUUCACACUAUUUCCUUUUAAUGGGGGUAUUAAUUUAACGUAUAUUGUUAAAAAGGACAAAAUUAAAAUACUGCCAAGUUGCAUCGCAGAGGAAUUCGAAAGAUAUGAAGCCGUUGGUUGGGUGUAUCCCAUACCCAACGAAGAGCAAAGAAUUCCAAACAUUACUACCAAAUUUAUUCCCACAAUAAAUAGUGAUUACAACUGCAAAUUUUCCAAAAAUAAUAUAUGCUCCACAAAAUGGAUAUUAAGGGAUUGGACUAUAGACGACAAUUCAGCUAGAACUAAAGAAUUUAUUACUGAUUAUCGAUGGGAAGAUCUUCAGCCAAUAUUAAUAUCAAAUACCACCAAAGAAUUCGAGGAGAGAAUAGAAAUCGAUAACGUAUUUAAAUCCGGCAUUUCCGUCAGAGCUAACGGUAUAAUCGAGUUGCUAGUUUGUUCCGGAUGGAACCCUUACAACCAUCCUUGCUACCAUUUUCAUAUUGACAAGACAGAAAUAUAUCUCAAUAAAUAUUCAGCUCUACCACAGGAUUUAAAGAACGUUAACUUAACGUAUUUAGAACAGUAUAAGGCAUUUUCAAAUAUUUUCUCAAACGACGAGUGGAGGAAUUUUGUCGUCAGUUUCGAUGCAAAUAGGACUAUUAAAUUAAUCGACGUGAAUUUAAACAGGACUGUCAUUAAGCAUGUCGAUGAGGGAAACUUCAGUCCUAUGUAUUUGUUGGUGCGCAGCAACGAAACAAGUUUAUGGAAAUUUCAUAAAAACGAAUUUUUCUUUACAAACACCACACAGACAAGCCGUCUGGGACCAAUGCUAACGUUGCACAAUAAAGAUCUGUGCAUAUCUUUACUUUUGUCGGUGUGCGAGAACUGCGAGAUAGUCUUCUUUUACAUGCACCAGAAACAAAGGAAAGUUUUAAAAACCGUUGGACACUUGCAGAAUGUGCGUUGGAUGGAAAUAAAGAUUAAGGAGGAGAAUAUACUGAGUGAUAAGCUAAAUUUAUUCGUAGAAACCAAAUUCAAGAAUCCAGAAAUAAAAUCGGAUGGAUUUUGGGGCAUAGACAACGUUAGGGUGUGCAACGAAAACGAAGUUAAAGUUUCUUAUUUAAAAUUGAACGAUAUGGACUUGGAUGAUGAGAAAGAGGAUUAUGUAUCUUGCCAAUUGAUAAAAAUGCCAAGUUGGAGACCCAGAAGGCUUGUAUAUAAUAAAAUAAAGGAUUUUCCGGAGAUUACCGCUGUUAGUAAUUCCACGUCAAUUAAAUUAUCUUGGCCAGAGGAAGAUACUAGAAAUGAAAUUAAUUAUUUUAUAAUGUAUCAGGCAAAUGACGUUUGUACCACCGAGCCUUACAGUGCGAGAAGACUGAAGUCUAGCGGAUUCCUGACGACGAAAUAUAACGAAGUAAUCAUAAAUAAUCUAGUGCCAUUCACUCUGUAUAACAUAACAGUUUCAACUGUUUUACACGAAGUGGAUAAACAAGUGUAUGUUAAUACGUUGGAAACAGAGGAACCUACUUUUAAGGAGUUACCACAAAAAAUUCAAUUAAGGGCAUCCGAUUCAACAAUAUACGUGUCAUGGGAAAAAGUACCUUGCACAGAAAUAUACGGCAAACUAAUUUAUACGUUAACUAUUAACAAUGCCGUGUUAAAUUUCACCAAACGAGUAUCGUCGCAAACGGUCACUAGUUAUGAGAUAAACGGAUUGCAACCUUACACCCCUUAUUCAUUGAAUAUCGUAACGGCCAGAAAUGCGGCGAACAUCCACAAGGGGGUCCAUACUAACACGAUGGUCCUGAACUUUACAACUCUACCUGGUGUUGCUCCACCUAUUGAAAAUCUGGAACUGUAUUCUAUAGACCACAAUUCUUCGUCUUUGCGUUAUGACCUGCCGAAAAAUCUAAACGGAAAACCAUCAAAAAUUCAGUUGUACCGAUGUAUCACUACGUCUCACAGUAAAUGCAAGUCUUACAUCUUCCAGGUGAAAAAGUGUCCUCUGUGGCCGAAAAAAUUUUGCGUUUACGUGUACAAUCUAAUGCCCUCCCAGCAGUAUUCGUUUAGGGCGAGUCUGAAAUAUGAAAAUUCAGACAGUUUUGGUAACGAGGUUUCCGUUUCUGGGUACACAGUGGACCGCGUGCCUGGAGCCCCGACAAACGUAACUUACAAAGUCGUCGACUGUCACUUAUCCACUGAUUAUUGCCACCUAAAUGUAACGUGGUUGCAUCCGUACAAGGAAAACGGCACUAUCACAUCGUUCAACAUAAUUUUGAAUAGUACAAAGAAAGAUGCGAUUAGUGAAGUUACCGAACAUAUUCAUGAAGUGUACAAAGUUGAGAAUAAAUCGUAUUCACCGAAGUAUACUCACCAGAUUAAAUAUUUGCCAUAUAGUGCUUCGUAUAUAUUGUAUUUACAGUCGGUAAACACAAUGUAUAAAAGCGGUUUUACCGAAACAAUGAUUAAGACUGACGAUUUAGGUGAUCACAUAAACCAAAGCCCUAAACUUUUAGAGAAAACCGAUCACAGUUUGUCGUUUAAAUUACCAUAUCUUGAUCGGAGAUUAGAUUCUUAUAACUUAACGACGAUCGUACAAGAUUUCGACUCGAAGAAGGACAUCGAACCUCAGUUCUUGAAAGAUAAGUUGAUUCGUGACAACUUGUGCCAUAAAUUUGGAAAUACGUGGAUAUCUCACGUGUUAAAGGUUGAAAAAAACAGUACUGAAACCCUAACGAUAGACAGCUCAGAAAAAGGAAAAAUAAAACCUAAAACUAAAUAUUGCGUAACUUUUAUUAUCACUAAUAAUUACAAAGGUGCAGAACACAAUGUGGUUUAUUACGAAAAGCUAGAGACGCCUAUUGCCCCUCCUGUGAAGGAAUCGAAUAGCAGUAAUAAUCAUUUGUAUAUUUUACUGUUGUUACUUCUUUUAAUUCCUGCAGGAUUUUUUAUAUACAGGUGUUUGAGGAAGAGAAGAGUAAUAUCGAAACCUGCGGAAAAUAAUGAAAAUGUAUACGAAUCGUUGCCGUUCGAAGAGUGCGAGAGCAACUGCGUUAGCAAUGAGAACUACGAUCAAUUAAUUCACAAGUGAUUCUAUUGAAUCUUAUGUCUACUUACACUGACUGUGAUCUUUACUUUUUCACCAUAUUAAUAUCACUGGUUUUUAUAAGUUUAUAUUGCAUGUUAAAAAUGAUUCACUAAUAAUUUUAUUUAAGUCCCAAGGUUUUAUAAUCUCUAAACAAAGUAUAUCGAAUAUUAAAAAUAAUUACCUAACACUUUUUGUAAGCUGUGAAAAAAUCCUAACCAGUUAUAUUUAGUUUGGUAAUCAGUGGGCCAAAUUGUUGGGAUUAUUCUCCGUGAGAACAAAUAACUUAUUCUAGGUUUGAUCUAGCAAAUCAAAUGGCGCAACUUAAAAUGAAGUCUUGGAAAGGAUCCAAAAAAUUUGGUCUACCAAUUAUAUGUGUCAUUUUUUGUUUUAAUAAUUGUUAAUAUUUGUUUCUAAUUAUACAUGUAAUUAUUAAUAAACGUUCAUAUAUUAACUGUUGAUAAGAGCAAAACUUUCAGUCAUAAUUCUUUAAUAAUCUGAAAAUGAUUGUUUUAUGUUAAAGCAGAUUACUUAAAAACGUAACAGUAGAAGCACAAAAUAAUUGUUAGAUUAUUCUGUGGUAGAAGUGUGUUUCUUUAACUUCAAUUAUUUAACAAUGUUUUGAGUACAAUUAAUCUCCAAUAAACGAAAUUUUUAA